Lethenteron reissneri (Far Eastern brook lamprey) is the source of this 2336-nucleotide messenger RNA. Its product is annotated as cell division cycle protein 20 homolog. Gene Ontology annotation, biological process: positive regulation of anaphase-promoting complex-dependent catabolic process; anaphase-promoting complex-dependent catabolic process; positive regulation of ubiquitin protein ligase activity. The record is from RefSeq and is a predicted model, not a curated record. Lineage: Eukaryota; Metazoa; Chordata; Hyperoartia; Petromyzontiformes; Petromyzontidae. Gene Ontology annotation, cellular component: anaphase-promoting complex. Gene Ontology annotation, molecular function: protein binding; ubiquitin ligase activator activity; anaphase-promoting complex binding.
AACACGUGGGGGCUUCACAGUGCAGAGACAGCGUGAGAGAUACAGAGUGAGAGAUACAGAGUGAGAGAUACAGAGUGAGAGAUACAGAGUGAGAGAUACAGAGUGAGAGAUACAGAGUGAGAGAUACAGAGUGAGAGAUACAGAGUGAGAGAUACAGAGUGAGAGAUACAGAGUGAGAGAUACAGAGUGAGAGAUACAGAGUGAGAGAUACAGAGUGAGAGAUACAGAGUGAGACAGAGUACAAGAGGCACAAGACUGAGAGACAACAGAGAGACACGGGGAGCGGUCACUCUCCUGAGAGAGACACAGGCGAGAGAGGGCUGCGUGAGGUGCGCACCACCACCACAUCCGUCUCGUGUGAGAGGAUGUCGCAGUUCUCGUUUGAGAGUGACGUGAGUCACUUGCUGAAGCUGGAUGCCCCCAUUUCCUCGGGUCCCCAGCCGCGUUGGCAGCGCAAGGCGGCGUCCGCGAACACGAGCACGGUGGGAAGCUUGGGCAUGCCAGCCCCCCCUGGCGCCCACAACAGCAGCAGCAACAGCAGCAUAAUGGCAGUGUCACCAAUGAAGGGGUCUAGUCGCGCCAAUAGCAGCAGCCGCACGCCAGGACGCACUCCCACGUCCAAGUGCCAAAACACGCCCGGGGCCAAGGGCAAGAGCUCACCUGGUCGUGCCCCCCGCACUCCCCAUGGCAAGUUCUGUGACCGAUUCAUCCCCGUGCGCAACAGCAAAAAUAUGGAGGUGGCGAGCUACCUCGUAUCUCGAGAAGAAACAGCAUCUCCACUGAAGGAGAAGCAGGCAGCGAUGAUGCAUCUGCUGAGCGGCGUGGAUGUGGAGAAAGCACGAAUCUUACGCUACCAGGGACCCGCGCCACCUGUACCCGAGGGCUACAGCAACACACAGAAGGUGCUGUACUCCCAGCAGGGCUACACACCCCUCUCCCUGCUCAAGAAGAAGCGACACAUACCCACGCAGCCCGAGCGUGUGCUCGACGCGCCGGCCGUCCGCAAUGACUUCUACCUAAACCCGCUGGACUGGAGUGUGGACAACGUCGUGUGUGUGGCGCUGGGCCACUUUGGGACAUAUCUCUGGGAUGCAGAAACGGGGAAUGUGACCCAGCACAUGAAGAUGGAGGGGCAGGAUUACCCUUCGUCCGUCUCGUGGGUACCAACUGGAGGCAACAUCAUCGCCAUCGGAACCAGUUUCAAAACCGUGCAGAUCUGGGACGUGGAGCGCAACAAAUGUUUAAGGAAUAUGCAGGGCCACACGGGGCGUGUGAGCUCCCUGUCCUGGAACGGACACCUCCUGUCAAGUGGGUCCCGCUCGGGUCAGAUCCACCACCAUGACGUGCGGAUGGUGCAGCAUCACGUCGCCACGCUGAGUGGCCACUCUCAGGAGGUGUGCGGCUUGGCGUGGUCCCCUGGCGGACGCCUGCUGGCCAGCGGAAGCAACGACAACAACCUCCUCGUGUGGGCCAACGGCAGCACAUCCUCGGCACCCCUCCACUCCCUCCAGCAGCACACGGCCGCCGUCAAGGCACUAGCGUGGUGUCCAUGGCAAGCAAGUUUGCUGGCGAGUGGGGGUGGAACAAACGACCACCACAUUCGCCUGUGGAAUGUCAACACGGGGGUCUGCUUAAACGCAGUGGACGCGAAGUCUCAGGUGUGCUCCGUCUUGUGGUCGAGCGAACACAAGGAGCUACUCUCCGCCCACGGCUACGCUAAGAACCAGCUCACACUGUGGGUCUACCCAGCGAUGGUGCCCAUCGCCGAGCUCUUAGGCCACACAGAGCGCGUGCUGCAGGUUGUCGCGAGCCCCGACGGAUCCUCCGUGAUGUCGGUCGGUGCCGAUGAGAGCCUGCGCCUGUGGCGCUGCUUCCAGGGGGACCAGUCGCGGAAGAAGAAGAUACAGCAACAGCUGGGAGGCAGCAACGCGGGGAAGCUCUCGCAGAACUGCUUGCGCUAACCCCCCCCCCUUACCAACAUCCCACUGGCAACAACUUUUAGCAACAUUGACCCUCGCCUGUUCGAGCAUAGAGGGGACGCUAAAGUCAUAUUGCCAGAAUUAUCCCCGCUCCUAAUCCUCCCUGCUCUCCACAGUGCGUAGAUCUGCAGUGAUCACUAUUCACCGUUCGGAUACAAAUUGUGUCCUUGCAUACUAGGACACAAUUUGUAUCUGACCACCGAGCCUAAUCCGUCCUCCGGGCAUCACCACAGCCUUGCGUCUACCCCUGAACGUUAACUACAGCAACUCCAUUAACUAUGACAACCCCAUUCAAGUGUUGUAUAUAAUCGCCCCAAAUCUUCCUGCCCCCCCCCCCCCAAGCAUUCCCAUGUGUCC